Molecule: messenger RNA, 3839 nt
Organism: Rhincodon typus (whale shark)
Lineage: Eukaryota; Metazoa; Chordata; Chondrichthyes; Orectolobiformes; Rhincodontidae
Product: heat shock 70 kDa protein 4
Exons: 19
Coding region: 391-2943 (850 amino acids)
Biological process (GO): protein folding
Cellular component (GO): cytosol; nucleus
Molecular function (GO): ATP-dependent protein folding chaperone; ATP binding
Source: RefSeq, a predicted model, not a curated record
CAUGACGUCGGCGGAGAACGCCGUACACGUUAGUACGCAACAAAGCCUGACGUCACUGCCGUCUGCGAGUGACGUCUGAAGGAGUCCUGUUGGACAGAGCGAGAAGGGACCAAUUCUCGUGAUAUCGGAGCCGGCUGGUGUUGCACGAGAAUCUAUCGCAGUGAGUUGAGUGUGCAGCAGGGGCUCUUCAGUCACCAGAAAGACAGUAAUAAUACGGAUGGUGAUAAGAGGCGUCCUUGUCGGCUACCCUGUCACACUUUAGGAGAGAAGAGAAAGUAACCGGGGACGGGGAGGGAGGGGGGUGUGUGAGUGAGUGUGUCUAAAGGAGUCGACUGGGACAGGUUCAGAGUGGUGUUUGAGUUUGUCCGCAGCCUGGGCUUUGAGCUGGAGAUGUCUGUGGUCGGCUUCGAUGUGGGUUUCCAGAGCUGUUAUGUGGCCGUGGCGAGGGGCGGCGGCAUCGAGACGGCCGCCAACGAAUACAGCGACAGGAGUACCCCGUCUUGUGUGUCCUUGGGACCCCGAAAUCGUUCGUUUGGAGCUGCUGCCAAAACUCAGAUAGUGUCCAAUGUGAAAAACACUCUACAAGGAUUUAAAAGGCUCCAUGGCAGAGCUUUCUCAGAUCCAUUUGUAAAAGCUGAACAAUCCAAGCUUGGAUAUGAACUGGUCCAGAUGUCAAGUGGUACCACAGGUGUUAAGGUUUCAUACAUGGAAGAGGAAAGAUGUUUUAGUGUGGAGCAAGUGACAGGAAUGUUAUUGACAAAACUGAAGGAAACAGCUGAAACUGCUCUCAAGAAACCAGUCUUGGAUUGUGUGAUAUCAGUUCCAUGUUUCUACACAGAUGCUGAGAGGAGGUCUGUAAUGGAUUCUGCACAGAUUGCAGGACUCAACUGUUUACGGCUAAUUAAUGAAACCACUUCAGUUGCACUCGCUUAUGGGAUAUAUAAACAAGAUCUGCCCGCCCCAGAGGAGAAGCCAAGGAAUGUUGUCUUUAUUGAUUUGGGACACUCGGCAUAUCAGGUUUCAGCCUGUGCAUUCAAUAAGGGAAAACUAAAGGUCCUCGCUACUGCUUUUGAUCCCUAUUUGGGUGGAAGGAACUUUGAUGAGAUUCUAGUAAAUCAUUUCUGUGAAGAAUUCCGUAGAAAGUACAAACUAGAUGUUAAAUCAAAGAUUCGAGCCGUAAUGCGGCUUUUCCAGGAAUGUGAGAAGCUGAAGAAACUGAUGAGUGCCAAUGCAUCUGACAUACCAAUGAACAUUGAAUGUUUCAUGAAUGACAUUGAUGUUUCUGGCUCAUUGAACAGGGCCCAGUUUGAGGAAAUGUGCAGCUCACUUUUGUCCAGAGUGGAGGGUCCUCUUCGCAGUAUUAUGGAGCAAACCAAACUUAAGCGAGAGGAUAUAUAUGCUGUCGAGAUUGUGGGUGGAGCAACUCGCAUCCCUUCUGUAAAAGAGAGAAUUGCCAAGUUCUUUGGUAAAACGCCGAGUACAACACUAAAUGCAGAUGAGGCUGUCGCACGUGGAUGUGCUUUGCAGUGUGCUAUUCUUUCACCUGCAUUCAAAGUAAGGGAAUUUUCUAUCACAGACUUGGUUCCAUUCCCAAUUUCCAUGAGAUGGAAUUCUCCUGCUGAUGAAGGACUUGGUGAUUGUGAGGUGUUUCCCAAGAAUCAUGCAGCACCAUUCUCCAAAGUUCUCACUUUCUAUAGAAAAGAAUCCUUCAACCUUGAAGCAAUCUACAGUUGUCCUAAGGAAUUGCCUUAUCCUGACCCCAAAAUUGGUUACUUUACUAUUCAGAAAGUGGUUCCUCAAAGUGAUGGGUCCAGUUCUAAGGUGAAAGUCAAAGUGCGGGUUAACAUUCAUGGUAUCUUCAGCAUAUCCAGUGCCUCGUUGGUGGAAGUGCAGAAAUGCGAAGAGACUGAUGAUAUUCCUAUGGAAACAGAUCAACAAUCCCAGGCUAAUCUGAAAGAAGAGGAGAGCAAGAUGCAAAUUGACCAGCAGGAAGAACCAGCUCAUGGUGAUGGUAAUCUCCCACCAGGAUCAGCAGAGGGUCAGAAAAAUGAAAUUGAUGAAAUGGAGACUGGCGAAACUGCUUCCAAGGAAGAUAAAAAUAGAGACCAGCCUCCACAGGCAAAAAAAGCAAAGGUCAAAACAAAGACUGUGGAUCUACCCAUAGACAGCAAUCUGCAGUGGCAGUUGGAUCAGCAGCUGCUCAACCUAUUCAUUGAAACUGAGGGUAAAAUGAUAAUGCAAGAUAAACUUGAAAAGGAAAGAAAUGAUGCAAAGAAUGCCCUGGAGGAAUAUGUGUAUGAAAGUAGGGACAAGCUCUGUGGAAUCUAUGAAAAGUUUGUCAGUGAAGAGGAACAAAGCAAAUUAAGCGUCCUGCUAGAAGACACUGAAAACUGGUUGUACGAGGAUGGUGAGGAUCAAGGGAAACAAGUAUAUAUAGAUAAAUUGACUGAUUUAAAGAAAUUUGGUCAACCAAUUCGGGACCGUUACCAAGAGUUUGAGGAUCGUCCACGAGCCUUUGAUGAGCUGGGGAGACAGAUGCAACAGUACAUGAAGAUAUUAAAUUCCUAUAGAAAUAAAGAAGAACAAUAUGAUCAUCUGGAUCCAGCUGACAUGGAGAAAGUGGGCAAGCACGUGCAAGAAGCGAUGGAAUGGAUGAACAGUAAGAUGAACUUGCAGAGCAAACAAUCUCUAACUCAAGCCCCACUAAUAAAAUGUGCAGAAAUUCGAGCCAAAGUUAAGGAAUUGGUCAGCCUUUGUAACCCCAUUGUCAGCAAGCCAAAGCCUAAAGCAGAACCUCCAAAAGACGAGAAGGAGGCAGAAAAGAAUGGACCAGUGAAUGGGCAAGCAAGUGCUGACACUGACAUCUCAGCACCUACCACUGAGGGUACCCAGAAAAAUACAGAACAGCAUCAACAACCUCUACCAGAGAUGGACAUUGAGUAACGGUGCAACAGUGAUAUCCAAACUGUUAUGUUAAAGUCAUAGACUUUGCAGGGCAGCUUUUUUCACCUUUUUUAUGGUGAAUGGAGUAACCUGAACCUGGUAUUCUUGAAUCUGUGUGGCAAAUUUUGGUAGCUUUUUUUAAAACCCCUUCCCUAACUUUGCAAUGGGAUGGGAAUUAACUAAUACAACUGGGGCUUGAAUUAAAUGUUUUGUUACAAAAGUUUUGAUUUUGUUUGUGGCUUUGUUUCACCAUUAAAGCUGAUUCUUUUGUUUUGUAGCCCCGCUUCCUGUCUGUCCACCCCAAAAGGUGGUGAUUGCUGAUUCUGCCAGAGUCAUUUGUGAGCUUUUCUGGCAAGCUUUCUGCUGGUAAUUAGAAUGCUGGAUAGCAACAUGCAUACCAACAAUUCACUAAAUAGCUCACGUUCAACUUGAGUGUUGUUUAGUUUUUUUUGUCUUGUUGGCUUGCUUUGAUUUGUUAUUGACAGCUGUUGGAAUCAAAGCUAUAUUGCCUGUCUUCAAGAAUCUCAAUCUUCAAAGAUGCACGUACCAAUUUUUCCCUUUAGAACGCUACCAUCAGUUUCCACUUACUUAUUACUUAUCUUACAACAGUUGUAUUGAAGUCAGAAUUAUAGUUUGGAUUAUAUGUUGAAGGAAGACUGUUUCAGGUUCCAUAUUCUUAAAAACAAUUGAAUAAAAUCCUACUUUUGGACAACAAAAAGUGCUGUCUGUCCAAAUUUCUGAUAAAUAUUGGUUUAGUUCUCAGUGUGUAUGUACUAUACACUGUAGUGUAUAUAUACAAUGUUACUGUACAACAUCUCUGCUUUCACUUACAUUUCUUUGAUCUAUGACACUGGUUACUUCCCUUUAAUUCCCAUAUUAAAUUUAAAUUGUUUGAA